UCUCUAAUUGAAAACGCAGCAGAAACAGUCGUGAAUAUUGGUUUGAUAAGAAACAGAAUUUGUUUGAGCUAGCCUUUAAAAAACUUAAUUCGAAAUGAGCGAUCGAAAAGCUGUGAUCAAAAAUGCCGAUAUGGCCGAAGACAUGCAACAAGACUCGAUCGAAUGUGCAACUCAAGCCAUGGAGAAGUUCAACAUUGAGAAGGACAUUGCCGCUUACAUCAAGAAGGAAUUCGACAAAAAAUACAACCCCACUUGGCAUUGUAUUGUCGGUAGAAACUUCGGUAGCUACGUCACGCACGAGACGAAACAUUUCAUCUACUUCUAUUUGGGACAAGUUGCAAUUCUGCUGUUCAAAUCGGGAUGAAGAACGAUAAUUCGAAUAUAAGCAAAAUUGGACAGUGAUUGUAGCUAUUUAUGGACUUCGAUUUACUUUCCAUUAGCAAUUUGUUUGAUGUGAUUGUGUAAUUUAUUUUGAUUUGAAUAUGA
This is a messenger RNA of Symsagittifera roscoffensis, 486 nucleotides long. Its product is annotated as dynein light chain 2, cytoplasmic. Gene Ontology annotation, biological process: microtubule-based process. The record is from RefSeq and is a predicted model, not a curated record. Bases 95 to 364 code for a protein of 89 amino acids. NCBI's taxonomy places the organism in Eukaryota, Metazoa, Xenacoelomorpha, Acoela, Convolutidae. Gene Ontology annotation, cellular component: cytoplasmic dynein complex. Gene Ontology annotation, molecular function: dynein intermediate chain binding. The transcript has a single exon.